AUCUGAGCCACCCACCGGCGGCACGUCCGUGCCCGCGGGGUCGCCAUGACCUGGAGCGCCACGGUCCGGGGCGCCCAGCAGCCCGACAACACCGCAUUCAAGCAGCAGCGCCUCCCGGCCUGGCAGCCGCUGCUGUCGGCAGGCAUCACGCUGCCGCUCUUCUUCUGCGCGGGCCUGGCCUUCAUCGGCCUGGGCCUGGGCCUCUACUACUCCUCCUACGGCAUCAAGGAGCUCGAGUACGACUACACGGGCAACCCCGGCACCGGCAACUGCUCGCGGUGCGGCGUGGCGGACCAGGACCGCGCGCCGCCGCCCAGCUGCUCGUGCGCCUGGUACUUCUCCCUGCCCGAGCUCUUUCAAGGCCCCGUGUACGUCUACUACGAGCUCACCAACUUUUUCCAGAACAACCGGCGAUACGGCGUGUCCCGCGACGACGCGCAGCUGAGCGGGCUGCCCAGCGCCCUGCGCCACCCGGUCAAUGAGUGCGCCCCCUACCAGCGCAGCUCGGCCGGCCUGCCCAUCGCGCCCUGCGGUGCCAUCGCCAACAGCCUCUUCAACGACACCUUCUCACUGUGGCACCAGCGCCGGCCUGGCGGGCCCUACGUCGAGGUGCCGCUCGAUCGCACAGGCAUCGCCUGGUGGACCGACUACCACGUCAAGUUCCACAACCCGCCGCUGGUGAACGGCAGCCUGGCGCUGGCCUUCCAGGGCACCGCGCGCCCGCCCAACUGGCCCCGGCCGGUCUACGAGCUCAGCCCCGACCCCAACAACACCGGCUUCAUCAACCAGGACUUCGUGGUGUGGAUGCGCACGGCGGCGCUGCCCACUUUCCGCAAGCUGUACGCGCGCAUCCGCCAGGGCAACUACUCCGCGGGGCUGCCGCGCGGCGAGUACCGCGUCAACAUCACCUACAACUACCCCGUGCGCGCCUUCGGCGGCCACAAGCUCAUCAUCUUCAGCAGCAUCUCGUGGAUGGGUGGCAAGAACCCCUUCCUGGGCAUCGCCUACCUGGUCGUAGGGUCCCUCUGCAUCCUCGCGGGCUUUGUCAUGCUGGUCGUCUACAUUCGCUACCAGGACCAGAAUGACAAGGAUGAGGACCAGGAGUGAUUCCUGCUUUCAGAGCAUCCAUCCUGCUUCUUGCCAAAACUCUUGCAAGCUUCUUUUGACUUCUCCCCCUCGCCCCUCACCCAAUUCCAACCUAGCCUCACUUUUCCUCUUAUUGUGGGCGAGGGAACCAGAGAGAGUCAUUACACCCCUUUGGGGGCUACCAGACUCUUGCCAGGAUGUUUGGACUGCAGAGUGACAACCUUGCAAAAUCUCUCCAUCUCCUUCACGAUUUACCAAGUUGACACGUUAUAAGGUCCCUAGUAUUUGAAAGUCCUUUUCAUCUGUUUAAUGACGAGACAGACCUAGAGAUGUUAAAUAACUCAUUCAAGAUCAAGCAGCUACUACUCCUUGG
Molecule: messenger RNA, 1459 nt
Organism: Molossus molossus (Pallas's mastiff bat)
Lineage: Eukaryota; Metazoa; Chordata; Mammalia; Chiroptera; Molossidae
Gene: CDC50B
Product: transmembrane protein 30B
Exons: 1
Coding region: 46-1107 (353 amino acids)
Biological process (GO): phospholipid translocation
Cellular component (GO): Golgi apparatus; endoplasmic reticulum; plasma membrane
Source: RefSeq, a predicted model, not a curated record